Messenger RNA from Pangasianodon hypophthalmus (striped catfish), 5694 nucleotides. It is a transcript of the gene selenon, whose product is annotated as selenoprotein N. Gene Ontology annotation, cellular component: endoplasmic reticulum membrane. The record is from RefSeq and is a predicted model, not a curated record. The transcript has 12 exons. Gene Ontology annotation, biological process: skeletal muscle fiber development; calcium ion homeostasis. NCBI's taxonomy places the organism in Eukaryota, Metazoa, Chordata, Actinopteri, Siluriformes, Pangasiidae.
GUCACAGCUUACGUAGUGCGCUUAUGUAGGGAACUGGGAAGCAUUUGGGAUUCGGCCAGGAUGAUGUGAAAGACAGUUUCUCCUCUGCGAAAAAAGAGAACUACAGGACUGGCUGGAAAAGUCGGGGCUUGUGGAGGUUCGGCGGUUUUCUGGGGCGAUUUUCGGUGCAACACAAACCGCAGGAAAGAGAUUAUAAAUGUAAAGCAGAGGCAGGUUUAGGGAUGGAGGGGGAUGUGGAUAAAGCAGCGCUGGUAGAAGAAGAGGAGAAGAAGAAAUCAGUAAAUAAUGAUGCAGCUCACGAUUCGGGGAAAACACCUGGGCGCAUCUGGACUUUUUGGACUUUAUUCGUGGUCGCGUGCGUUCCGGUAAUCGGUGCUGGGAUCCAGUAUUUCAGAAACACACACAUCUCCCAGCGUCAUGAAGCGGCGCUGAAGACCCUAGGAGCAGAAGGACUUUUCCUCUUCUCAUCUCUGGAUGUAGAUCACGACCUCUACCUGAGUCCCGAGGAGUUUAAACCCAUCGCUGAAAAACUCACAGGUGUCGCUCCUCCUGCGGAGUUUGAAGAGGAGUUCAUCGCUGACCCGAACGGAGAGACGCUCACGCUUCAUGCAGCCAUGCAGCCGCUUCUGCUCGAGACCAUGACCAAGAGCAAGGACGGCUUUCUGGGGGUAUCCCACAGUGCGCUGAGCGGCCUGCGUUCGUGGAAGCGUCCCGCUGUUCCAUCCUCCAGCUUCUCCGCUGCUCAUUUCCGGGUCUUUCUGCCCCCGAAGGGUAAAGGGGAGCCGGGGGACACGUGGUGGAUCAUACCAAGUGAGCUCAAUAUCUUCACUGGAUAUCUACCCAAUAAUCGGUACCACCCGCCCACCCCCCGCGGCAAGGAGGUUCUGAUCCACACCCUGCUCAGCAUGUUUCAUCCUCGCCCAUUCAUCAAAUCCCGCUUCGCUCCUCAGGGAGCCGUGGCCUGCAUACGAGCCGUCAGCGACUUCUACUACGACAUCGUGUUCAGGAUACACGCCGAGUUCCAGCUGAAUGACGUUCCCGAUUUCCCGUUCUGGUUCACACCCGGUCAGUUCGCUGGCCAUGUCGUGCUCUCCAGAGACGCUUCUCAUGUCCGAGACUUCCAUCUGUAUGUCCCUAAUGACAAGUCUCUGAAUGUCGAUAUGGAGUGGCUGUAUGGUGCCAGUGAGAGCAGCAGCAUGGAGGUGGAUAUCGGCUACCUGCCACAGAUGGAGUUGCGAGCGGCCGGCCCGUCCACGCCCUCCGUGAUCUACGAUGAACAGGGGAAGGUGAUUGACACCCGAGAGGAGGGAGGAGAACCCAUCCACUUUGUGUUCGAGGAGAUCCACUGGAGCUCUGAGAUCAGCCGAGACGAGGCAGCCGGUCGCCUCGAGGUCACUUUUUACCCUUUCAAGAAGGUGGCGUACCUGCCUUUCUCAGAGGCCUUCAGCAGGGCAGAAGCAGAGGGGAAACUGGUUCACUCCAUCCUGCUCUGGGGAGCGCUGGACGAUCAGUCCUGCUGAGGUUCGGGGCGAACUCUCCGGGAGACAGUCCUGGAAAGUUCGCCCGUCCUGGCCUUGCUCAACCAGAGCUUCAUCAGCAGCUGGUCUCUCGUCAAAGAGCUGGAGGACCUGCAGGCUGAUGAGAAGAAUCUGGACUUGAGUCAGAAGGCGCGUUUACACCUGGAGCAGUACAGCUUCCCUGUGGAAAUGAUGGUGGCGUUGCCUAAUGGCACAGUGGUUCACCACAUCAACGCUAACAACUUCCUGGACCAGACGUCCAUGAAGCCGGAGGAGGACGAGCCGGGGUUCAGCUUCUCGGGCGGGUUCGAGGACCCGUCCACCUCCACCUACAUCCGCUUCCUGCAGGAGGGACUGGACAAGGCCAAAGCUUACCUCCAGUCAGCAUCAUAAACACACACACACACACACACACACCUCUCAGUCUAACAGCUAGACUCGUCCGUGUCUCACACACGUGAACGGGGAAUUAUUUCCUGGACCUUGUGCUGCACUGAAUUCUGGGGAUUUCUCUCCUGUCCUGUAGCAAGUGACUGCAGAUUUUUCUACAUGUAUCUGGUAAUACAGUGAAUACGGUAACACUAUUUUUGUGACCUGGGUUUAAGCGUAGUGUGCUGGUUCAUCAACACUCCAGCUCUGACCUAGAGAAGAGGCAUUUAUUAAAGAAAUAGUUCAGCCAAAAAAAAAAAAAAAAAAAAUUGAAUUGAAAUAUAGUUCAUCAGCCAAGACAUGUUUGGUGUCCAAAGUUUGUUUCUUUAGUUUUGCACUGGAGAUACGAGGAUAAUGUAGCUAAUAACUAACUGAAGCUAAAUGAAAGAACAGAAGCUUUAGACACCAAACAUGGCUGAUUUCUACUUUCACUAAUUCUUUUGCCCUAACUAUUACUUUACCUUUUUUUUUUCUUCCAUUUUCAGUUAUUUUGUUCACUUUUUUUUCUCCACUCACCACCAAAUGUGUGGCAGCCUGAGAAAACCCUUCACAUGGUGAAAAUCUGACAUUUUCCAUUAUAUACAGUUCUACACACUUAAACAAAAAACAAAAGAACAUGGAACGUAAUAAAUAGGAAAAAGAAAUAUGUUUCUCUUUUGCAUGCAUUUCAACCAGAAGUGAAGUUCUAGCAUUUUAAAACCGGAUCUCUAAUUACGAACUGAUUGGGUGUAUGUCCGUUUCGCUACGUCAUGUAGCUAUCACACGACUUGAUCAAAGUGUGACGUUCACGCCGGUUAUACACUGCGAUCUCAGCCGACUUUUAAGAUUAUUACUUGUCACACUGUAUGAGAUCCUAAUGGCUGAAUUCUAUAACAUACUGUACAACAUGGUGUGUAGUCCAUCUCAGCGUAUACGAUGAAGAUCCUCUAACGAUAGACCUGUGACGAGUGACGUAAGCAGAAUGCAGUCGUUUUCUUUAAUCAGCUGAGCAGAAAACAAACUCUCAUAACACACUGUCGUUAUAAGGAGAUUUCUUCUGUUUGUUAGCAUGUUCCAUGCAUGUUUCAUUUAUGUUUCGCCAUCGCCGCUACCAUAUUCGUAGCUAUCCUGUGAGAUCCUGUGCCGUCCUCCUAUUGGUGGAUUUCAGAUAAGCGUCGUAACAGUGCCAACUACCUUCCUAGAAUGUUGUCGUCACCUAGAAUGGUGGCACUAAACCGACGAAAAGAUCAGAGAAGUCUUUUACGAAGUGUGAUUUUUGUCUGAAACUGCAAAACCGGGCUGAAGAUCAUACAGUGUAAAGCCGGCUUUAGCUACAAAAUAUUUAGAAAUCUUUCGACAGAUUCUUUAUAGUGCCGCAUUUAAUAAAUCUAAAACACAACGUUAGAAAAUAAAAAUAUUUCCGUGUCAUUUUGGCAUAAUACAUAUAAUUUCUUAAAACUGAUGUGUCAAAAUACAGCAAUUUUUCACUCAUUUUUGCUUUGACAUGUGACUGGUUUUCCCAGAAUGCCACACACACAUUAAUAUUAUUUUUGAGUUUGUUUCCAUGGACAAUGGUACUCUAGUAGCUGCUCAGUGUGUUCAGAAUGAAGGAAGUGGGUUUGUGUUGCUCAGCCAAACACACUGGUGGUGUGUGUGAGUGUGCGUGUGUGUGUGUGUGUGUGUGUGUGUGGUUUGUUCUUGGAUGGAGCAGUUUGUGAUGGCCUGCUCUGAAAGCUCACUGUGGCGAGACCAGGCCUGAUGUCUUUGUUCCAGUCCAAACACACACACACACACACACACACACACACACACACACACACACACACACAGAGCACAAUAACACAAACACACAAAGCCAUACCGCAUUGCUGAGCAUAAACACACACACACAUGUAUGCACACAUAAGUGCUAGAAGAUCAGUGUAUUGUCUUGUCUUGUAGUCAUGAUCAGUAUUAACUAUGCAAAAUUAUUUCCCUAUAAUUCAAAGCCACUGCUUUCCUUAUAUUUAUGGAACAAAUUAGACUCAGUGUUAUCGGAAAGAAAGAAUUUAUUCGUCCUGGAAAAGUCAUAAUUAUAUUAUGAUUUAUCUCUGACUAUCAUAUCAUAUUAUACUUUUACAAAAGUACCACUUUUGCCAAAGACGAUCAAAGGAAGUUUGAGGUAAACUGAGUAAACGGAGCAUAAAAGUAUCGAAUUCAAGUAGUAAUUUGCCUCCAAAUCAGAUUUUCACGUUUUCAUUACAGUAACAUGGACAAACAGAUGUCUGAACUUUGCUUCUUUAGUUUUGCACUUGAGCUACGAGGCUAAAAUAGCUAACAACUCUUGAAAAUACGUGGCCAGAGCUUCAUACGCUUAAGGUUGGUUUAUACUUGAUGCAUGACGUUGCGUGACUUUUUGUUGUCGAAAGCUGCAUCUCAAAUCAAAAACUCUGACCUUACAUUCAAAAUAGAGCUUUCGGUAGGGUUGAGGACUAAUUUUAAAAUUGAAAAACUAAACAGAAUAGUACAGAAGUAUGCGAUUUGAGACACAAGGCUAGUUUGUUUAUUAUUUGCAGACACGGUGUAACAUGGUGCUAUACUGCCCCCCAGUGUUUACGUUGGUGUUGCACAGCGCGUUCGUUUCGGAGGCCGUGCACAAGCGACGCUCGGAACAAGCACAGGAUAUGCGUGGCAGCCAUCUUGUUUACGCACAUGCGUAGCUAAAAGCACGUAUAAUCCAGGCGUUUCUUUUAAACAACAUCAGUAAGCUUGAUGAUCUCAUUGUUAAGCAAGUGAUAACAGCUUUCAAUCCCAACUUUAAAAUUGGGAAACAGUGGGCCUCAUUCCACAGGCUGGAUAUGAACAAAUUUAUUUGUAAAUUCAUUUAUUCAGUUUUAUAUACGGAUUAUUACCCUGUCAAGUUAAAAAUGAUCAAAACAUAACCACAAAUGAAGACAAAUCAGGCUGUUCGUUCAAUUAGGACAAAAGUAAUGGCGCUCUAUUAAAAAAACGGAAGUUAGUGAGUGUCUAUGGAAGCUGACACGCUGCAGUGGCUGAGCUGCGUUAUUGGAAUAUUUAGCAUUCUCCGCACUUAGGACGUGCUCUUUCACCAUUUAGUCGCAAUUUGGUUGUUUUCAGCUCUCUGUAAUCUCUGUAGGCUUAAUGUAAAUCAGCUCUGGAGAGAAGACACUUGGUAAUUUAUGGUAGAUUAUUAAUAAAUAUUAUUAAUAAAUAAGUAUUAUUAACAUACGCAUGAGUACGAAGACAAUCAACAUACAUUUUUCUAAGUCUGGUGGGAAUUUUUAAGUUUGGUUUGACCUACAAAUAAUUUACUAAAAUAUCAAGGAAAAAAGUGAUUUCGGUUGUCCAAGAUGGCCGCCGUCAUAAUGUUACAGCGUUCAGCUACAUGGUAGAGUUUACGUCAUGUUUAUAGCCGACAGGAAGUCCUACUCUGUCCUAAACCACAUCAUCAUAUCUGAGUGACUUUAUUGAAGAACUGAAUCUAGUUUGAGGAGAAAAUUUACACAAAACAUAUUGGCUAAAACUGAAUUUUUUAUAACUUGUUAGCUACAUUAGCAUCAGUUAGCUACAUUACAUCAGUGCAAACAGGAGCAAACGUUGGACAUGAAACGUCGACUACACUUGUGGUGAGCGGAAAACUGUGUGUAUUUGUUUUAUUUGUAGUGUUCAUCAUUUGUGUUCACUAUAUGAAUACUUUCCCUGUAUGAAUGUUUUUGUUGUGGAGUAUCAGAAAAUGGAGUACCGGAAAAUAAAGAGCUUUUCUACUUGU